UAUGACCGUGCCCUGUACUGAUAUUAAUGGCAAUUUGACAUAAUAUUUACACUAUACAGUACUAAACUUAAUCCAAUCUGAAUUACCACGAUAUUUCCUGGAUGGGACAAUUUAAGAAUUAAAAUAUGUAUUACAUGUUUACAAUACAUGAUAAGAUAAAUGCAUAAUGAUUUAUAUUACAGUAUUUAUCAAAUACAUAAUACUUUAUAUCAAAUACAUGAUAGUUUAUAUCAAAUAGACAAUAGUUCUUGUACAAAUUCUAUUGCCUGAAUUUCAUCAGUAAGGCUGAAUGUCUUGAAAUCUACAGCCUAGUUCCAUUAAUGUCUUGUCACAAGUUAAUUAAAUAUAACAAUAUGUUAUGAAAUAUUAUAAUAUCGUGUGCAUUUAACAAAAGUUAAAUCCCUAAAUCUUGUGCUGAUUUCGUAUUCGUUUUGUACUCGUCUCGUACUUCUGUUGAUUUUGAGGAUAUAUGUCAAAAUAUAACUGUAUAAAGAGAGUUGGAUUUCUAAAUUACAUUUAUUACUGUAUUGCAUCUGAGAGAAUCUGAUUCUCAUGACUUCACUAUCGUGUCGAUUUUGUUUCUACAACAGUCAUAUCGUCAGAAUUGCGAAAAACAAGGUCAUCCAAGUUGUAUAACAGUAAUUGCGCCGGAUUUACUUAAUUCUCUAUAAAAUUAUUGCAAUAAAGAACAUUUGUUUCCGGCGGUGUAUAUAUAAAAGCAUGAACAUCUAUUCACAGAUGUCAGUAUUUUCUAAGAAAAAGAUGUGUGUUCUUAUUACUAUUUUACUACUUGCUACUUGUGAUCUAUCCACAUCAACUGAAAUUUAUAAUAGAGAAAAUAAUAGAUUACAAAUAGGUUUCCAAAAUGCUAAAUUUUUUCUGGAGAUACAAGAUUGGCUGUUUAAAUUGAGAAACCAAAUUCACGAACGAUUAUUUGGAUUAGCAACUACGUCAGCGCCUCCUUUGACAAUUGAAAUAUUAAACUUAGAUAAAUUUGAAUUACAAAAUGCAAUAAAAAAUCAUGGAUGGCAUCUAUUAAAUUUAUCCAUCUUAUCUUUUGAUCCUAAUCAAGACUGGGGAUUUCGUAUUGGCGACUGGUAUUUUAUACAAAAAGGAUUUAAUCAAAACGGAUAUGAAGAUAGUUCUGAUGAAUUAAAUUUUCAAACACCAAGUACCAUUAAGCCAAAAGACACGACUAAAAUAGAGACUGAACAGACUUUUGAUUUUACAAAUGAUCCAAAAGUUACGGAAUCAUCGCAAACGAUUUCAUCUAUAACCACGCCUGUGACGCAACAAAUUGAUCCGCAAACAACGAUAAAAAACACUGAACAGAUUGAUUCGUCAGAGAGUUCAUCAUUAACAAUUAAAGGAUUGGAAGAGAGUGAAACCGAUAGCGAUUUUGUUCACAAAGGGUCUGUAGAAGUUCUUAUGGGAUAAUACAUUUUAUGUCAACAUAUAACAAUAUCUCGUAAUUUCUUUAAAUCCGGCAUUUUUAUUAAAUUGGUCAUUUUUAUAUGAAAAUACACAUUUAUGUUAUUAGAAUAUGUUUGUAUAUCAUACAAUGUUCUCACAAUGCUUAUGGAUAAAAUGUUAUAUAAACAAUGAGGUAUAAUAGAAAAGGGUACUGAAAUGAAUUGUUUCCAUCGAGAAGAGUACACUUUUAUUCCAUAAAAUUUAUCAUAAUUAUUUGAAGUAAUAAAUGAUUAUAAUAAUUUUUACGUCUCUGUUGAACAAAUCGUGGUCUUCAUGAUGUCUUAUGGAUUUACUGUAAUAAAAAAAAAAUAUAUAUAUCAGUAAAACGUUCAAUUGCAACAUUAAUUAACAUUACACCCCACACA
Molecule: messenger RNA, 1838 nt
Organism: Bombus pascuorum
Lineage: Eukaryota; Metazoa; Arthropoda; Insecta; Hymenoptera; Apidae
Exons: 3
Coding region: 721-1437 (238 amino acids)
Source: RefSeq, a predicted model, not a curated record